Colletotrichum phormii is the source of this 619-nucleotide messenger RNA. RefSeq lists its product as uncharacterized. The record is from RefSeq and is a predicted model, not a curated record. The transcript has a single exon. Lineage: Eukaryota; Fungi; Ascomycota; Sordariomycetes; Glomerellales; Glomerellaceae. Bases 94 to 465 code for a protein of 123 amino acids.
GCGGGUGAAGACAGGGUUUAGUCUAUGCCACUUCCCUGUCACUAACGCACAAGCUAGACCAGGCCCAGGCAGGUCGACCGGCUGCCGCUCAUCAUGGUCCAUGUCAAGGUCCAUGUCCAUGUCCAUGGUGGACGUUGUUGUCUGCGACCCUUUUGGCCGCUCUCUCUCUCUCUCUCUCUCUCUCUCUCUCUCUCUCUCUCUCAUCAUCCCAUCACAUCAUGCCCUUGGACCAUUCCGUCUGUUCCCCCUUCCGCGGAAGGAGACCCGGUUAAUGAUGAAGCCACGGCUUGUCAUCGGACGAAUCGAGGCUUGAUGUCUUAUCCCCCUUCCAAACAGACGAAGAAAUGGAGUCCGAGGAGGGUCUCGGAAAAGUAUAAAAGGGCACAACUUGAGCGGGUUGAUUUUAUUCACUUCUUCUUCCUUUCUCAUCAUCAGAUUCUGGACUAUCUUGAAGCUUCCAUAUAGCUUCUCCAAGCCAUCUUCUUUGCCCAACAAGCAACUUCCUUGCACACUUUACUCUGUCUCACAGAGUGCCGCCAUCCCCAGUCGACACUUGGACUUAGUCAUCCCUUGUUUGCUUCAAACAAGUUCCCACAUCGUACACAAGUACACGUCACGC